Messenger RNA from Misgurnus anguillicaudatus (oriental weatherfish), 4750 nucleotides. NCBI's taxonomy places the organism in Eukaryota, Metazoa, Chordata, Actinopteri, Cypriniformes, Cobitidae. The record is from RefSeq and is a predicted model, not a curated record.
AUAUGGUUUUGGCGCCCCUAUGUUGCAUACCCCCUUAUGUGCCCCUGACUCUAAGUGUUAACGUCAUGGGAACUUGUGUUGAUCCUCCACCCUUGUCACAAACAGUAGGAGCUACUACACGAAAACGCUGAUGAACCCAGGUUGGUCUAACUUCUUCACCAGGGGUUAAACAGAAGAGAAGAUUUUGACAGUCAUGUUGCUGUGUCGAGUGAAUUUCUUGGACGACACCCACUUUACGUGGGAGCUGGAGAGGCAUGCAGUGGGGCAUGAUCUUUUUAAUAAUGUUUGUGAACACCUUAACUUAUUGGAGAGGGAUUACUUUGGUCUGGCCAUGUUGGAUUCUUCAAAUACCAGGAUGUGGCUGGACUGUGCUAAAGAGAUUCGAAAACAGAUUAAAGGUCCAGAAUUGGAGUUCUUCUUUAAUAUCAAGUUUUACCCACCUGAUCCUUCAGGUCUGGCUGAGGACAUUACUAGAUAUCUUCUGUGCCUUCAGCUAAGGAAAGAUAUUUUGAUUGGUCGAUUGCCCUGUCCACCAGACAUGUUGGCUGUGUUGGGUUCAUACACAAUUCAGUCAACACUUGGAGAUUAUGACCCAAGUGUCCACACAAACAACUAUGUCAGCAAAAUUCUUCUCGCACCCAACCAAAAUGAAGAGCUAGAGAAGAGUGUCAUGGAGCAGCAUUCAACACAUAGAUCUAUGAGCCCUGCACAGGCAGAUAUGCUUUUCCUCGAAUAUGCCAAGACACUGCCCAUGUACGGGGUGGAUCUGCAUCCUGCCAAAGAUGUUAGCGGUGCAGAUGUGAUGCUGGGUGUGUGUUCUGAAGGACUGAUGGUGUAUGAGGAUGAGGUCAAAAUAAACAGUUUCUCCUGGCCCAACAUUCUUAAAAUCUCCCACAAACGCAAAACAUUUAUUCUCAAGAUACGUCCUUCUGAGGAUGAGUUAGAUGGAGAUGUCAGUUUUACUCUCCCCAGCUACAAAGCCUGCAAACAACUCUGGAAAUGCUCGGUGGAGAGCCAUGCUUUCUUCAGAAACAGACUUCAAGACACAAAAGCAAAAAAGUUUCUGCCUCUGGGAUCAAGGUUUCGUUACCAUGGACGCACUCAGUCUGAGUGUCUGGAGGCCAGCGUUAACAUUAAUCGAGAUCCUCCACAAUUUACACGCAUUGCCACCAAGAGAAAAGCAAAUGAUGAAAUCCUUGAAGUUCUAAAGCAACCGGUUCGAACAGAGGUAGAUGACUGGUCCUUGGUACACGAUUCAGACAAAUGGGACAUUGCUGCUACAUCAGAUGAUGUAAUGCUGGAAAGCAAAGAGGUCUGGGAAUCAAAGCAGCGCGCUGAUGAUUGGUUUGUCCUUCUCGAGAACAGCAAAAUUUCUUCAUCAGGUCUCCAAAAGCCCCCUCAGACUGGAGAAGAAAGAAAGGUGGAGAUUGUGGAAGAUAAAGAAUCAGAGGAGAGGUAUGAAGAUGAGCUGGUGAUAAAACGUUCAUAUAAAGUUCACAUGGAACAAGAGGGUCCUGUGGAGUUAAAGGUGAUGGAGGGACUUGCAAGAGACAUCCUGGAAAAAGAACAUCCAGAAUUAUUGGGGCCUAUGAAUGAAUCACUAACAGAAGAAAUACUGCAAGUUAAUGGAGAAAGAAUACAAAAAGUAGUAAUCACCAAACAAUGGGUACAGGAGGGCAGCACUUUUGUGGAACCACAUGAAGAUGCAGAGAUAAAAACAGAGAGGGUGGAGACCGUGAGAAGACAUGUAGUGAUAACUGAAGGGGGGGAAAUGCUCCGUAUGGAAUCUGAGAAACCAUCAGAGAGAUUGGAAAUGAUGGAACGGAGACUAAAUGAGGUGGAGGCCAUUGAACAGAAACUAGAAGAAGAAGAGGAAGAACAGGUGAAGGUGGAUUAUAGGAGCCCACAGACAGUUUUUCUGAAGCAGCCUCAAAGAGACCUGGAAGAUGAUUGGUUCAUCCUUUUAGAUGUUUCUUCUAAAACAUCAGUGCCUGUGGCUUAUCCACUUCUGCGAAGCACAAGUGUUGAGGUGUAUGAUGAGAGAAGAGAGGAGGUGCAAAGAGAGAAGCAGGACCAACAGGAGGAGGUGACACUGGAGGUCAGGAAGCAACAGCCAGUCAUACUGGAGCAGAGAGUAGCUCAACCCCAGAGAGAUUUUGAAGAUGACUGGUUCGUCAUUUUUGACGUUCCCCCCAAAGGAUCAGUGCCUUUGGCUUAUCCACUCCUGCGAAGCACAACUGUUGAGGUGUAUGAGGAGAGAAGAGAGGAGCCUCAGAGCACAGCGAAGGUUGAGUACAAACAACAAGAUCAGCUGGAAGUUUUGAUGCUUGAGCAGAGGGCAGCAAAACCUCAGAGAGACGUGGAAGAUGAUUGGUCCAUUGCUUUUGAUGUUUCUCAUAAAGAAACAGUGCCUUUGGCUUAUCCACCUCUCCAAGAGGCAUCUGUUGAAUUGUAUGAGGAAAGCAAAGGGGAGGUGCUUCGAAGGAGCACGAGAAGAGAGGAGGAGAGGAUUGAGAUGAUGACAGUGAGCACCGAACAAACAAUGAUAACAGAGAAGACGAUGAGGGUCAUACAGACCCCACAGGUGUUUCCAGUGGUGCCCAGAGAGAUUGAUGAUGACUGGUUUCAACUAUUUGACCAAGUGCCCUAUGAACAGAAGAGAUUUUUACCAGAUUUCGAAGAAAAGAAAGCCACGGAAAAAAGGGUUAAAGAGGAGCGACAGAAAAAACCACAGCAGGUGCAGGUGACUGUAGAAGACAGAAGAUCAGAUUCAGUUAUCCUGGAACACAGACUGGCACAAGCUACAAGAGACGUGGAAGAAGACUGGUCCGUUAUUUUAGGUGGUUCUGGAGAGGAGAUGACCAGGAGGACGAUGAGGGUCAUACAAACCCCACAAGAGUUUCCAGUGGUGCCAAGAGAGAUUGAUGAUGACUGGUUUCAACUAUUUGACCAAGUGCCCUAUGAACAGAAGAGAUUUUUACCAGAUUUCGAAGAACAGAAAGCCAUGGAAAGGGUUAAAGAGGAGCGAGAGAAGAAACCACAGCAGGUGCAGGUGACUGUAGAAGACAGAAGAUCAGAUUCAGUUAUCCUGGAACACAGACUGGCACAAGCUACAAGAGACGUGGAAGAAGACUGGUCUGUUAUUUUAGGUGGUUCAGGUGAGGAGAUGACCAGGAAGAUGAUGAGGGUCAUACAAACCCCACAAGAGUUUCCAGUGGUGCCCAGAGAGAUUGAUGAUGACUGGUUUCAGAUGUUUGACCAAGUGCCAUACGAACAGAGAAGUUUCCCUUCAGAUGUUAAAAGCAGAGACAUUUGGGUUCGUGAACCCACCAAAGACCAAAGAAUUCAGAGGACAGCGGAGAGGGUCACGGAGGAGCGGCUUAGAGGAAAAAGCGUGACGACAGAAGAAAGGAGAGUGAUCUUUGAAGAACGCAGGGAGAGAGUCCACAUCAUACCGCAGGUGUUUCCUGUUGGGGUACGAGAGGUGGAUGAUGAUUGGUCUCAGCUCCUCGACCCAACACCAUUUGAGAAGAGAGCUGUUCCUUUAGUUUCAGUGGGCACCGAAGAACAGAGGAUGAAAGCACGGGAGGACAUAAGAGUGAGACAGCAGGAGAAGAGAGUUAGAGACGAUGUGGAGAUCAGAAUGAGACCAGAGAUGCGUAAACGGGAGCUGGAAGUCAGAAGAUCUCAACCAGCAGUUAUUGUGCAAACAGUAGCACAGCCACAGAGAGAAGUGGAAGAUGAUUGGUUCCUUCUUUUUGAUGUUUCACCAAAACAAUCAGUUGCGGCAGAUGUCAUUAAAGUGGACAAGAGAGCUGAAGAAGUAAGAAGAAGGGAAGUAGAGAGGAGAAUGGAAGAAGAAAGGAGAAGAAGGGAGGAAGCAAGGAAGAUGCAGAUAAAAGUGGAUGACAGGGAAAAAAGACAAGUUAUACAAGAGAAAAGACCGGUCAGGCUGCGGAGAGAAGAGGAGGAUGACUGGUUUACUCUUAUGGGUGUUUCCCCUAAAGAUUCAGUUGUUUCUCCAGUGGCUUUGCCCAAACCGCGCACACAGAUCCUGGUUGACCAACCAUUCACCUCCACUCCAACUGCACAACCGGUGUCUGUGACAAAAACAACCUAUCGGGACCGGACAAAAGACACACUGGACAUCACACUGGAGUCUGAGGCUGAUGAAUCUGUGUCUAUUAGAAAGUCACAGAGAUGGACGAAGAGAAUUGAAGGAGAGAGCAUAUAUGUUCGCCACAGCAUUCUAAUGCUGGAGGACUUUGAUGUGACCCAGGAGGUGAUACUAAGGCACCAUGAGAGCGUCAGAGAACUUAAGCGUAUCUUCAUGGAGGGUGCGCCAGAUUUUGGACCCACUGAGUGGGAUCGACGUCUGUCCUCAUACUCGCCCACGCCUAAAGCCCAGCUCCCGCACGCCAACGGCGAGAUACUCAUCAGCAUGGGCUUAAUUGAUGAUGGGAAGACAGUCUUGUAACGAAGCUCCGCCCACAUGAACCAAUAUCAUCUUGAAAUUCAAACUGCUUGACACUGUUUGAACAUUUGAUAUUUAUAUAAUAACAGAUUUUUUUGCAAAUGUAAUUUAAUGGACUUAGAACAUUUAGGGGCAGAUUCCCGGACAGGUUUUUAGAUUUAUCCAGGAUUAGGCCUUAGUUAUGUUAGGACAUUUAAAGGGACCUUCCACUUUUUUGAUUCUUAUCGUUUUGGAAUCCAUUCAGCUGAUCUCCGGGUCUGGCACUAGCAUUUUUUA